AUGGUGGAUGAUGGCAAGCUUCGUGGGGGAGACACGCUCUUGGCUAACAGAGGCGUAAUGGUGGUGGUCGGAGAUGCUUCUGUCGACGGUUUAGGUGGCGCGAAGAAGCUGAACUGCAUGGAUAAGUGGCCUCUGACCACGUCGUUGGGGGAAGAACAGAGAAACCCUGAAACCUCUGCAUACAUAGAUGGUGUUGCUAGUUGGGGAACUGGUCUCAAGCUUGGCAAUGACUUAGCUGGUGUUACGUACAAUACCCAUAGAGCACUCGGAAUCACCCUCUUCUGCCUUGGAACCCUUCAAGUUUUUGCUCUACUUUUGAGGCCUAACAAGGAUCACAAAAUCAGAAUCUACUGGAACUUCUACCACUACGCCAUCGGAUACGCCACCAUAAUCAUCAAUAUCAUCAACAUAUUUAAAGGGUUCGAGGCAUUGGAGGUUUCCGAAGGGGAUCGCUACAAUGACUGGAAGCAUACUUACAUUGGCAUUAUUGCAGCUUUGGGUGGUAUCGUUGUGCUUUUGGAGGCUUAAAAACACUCUACUGCUUCGGUUCAAGUCCUAACCGAGGCAGUACAGUCCGAGAUACUGUCUCGAUUCAGAAGCAACCAAGGUGUAAAGUCCUACAAAAAA
Vigna umbellata (rice bean) is the source of this 627-nucleotide messenger RNA. The record is from RefSeq and is a predicted model, not a curated record. NCBI's taxonomy places the organism in Eukaryota, Viridiplantae, Streptophyta, Magnoliopsida, Fabales, Fabaceae.